Messenger RNA from Chinchilla lanigera (long-tailed chinchilla), 2909 nucleotides. It is a transcript of the gene Rint1, whose product is annotated as RAD50 interactor 1. The record is from RefSeq and is a predicted model, not a curated record. Gene Ontology annotation, cellular component: Dsl1/NZR complex. The transcript has 15 exons. NCBI's taxonomy places the organism in Eukaryota, Metazoa, Chordata, Mammalia, Rodentia, Chinchillidae. Bases 155 to 2533 code for a protein of 792 amino acids. Gene Ontology annotation, biological process: regulation of ER to Golgi vesicle-mediated transport; retrograde vesicle-mediated transport, Golgi to endoplasmic reticulum; endoplasmic reticulum to Golgi vesicle-mediated transport.
CUGGGAGGAGAGGGAGGAACCGGAGACUGCGGGAGGAAGUCGAGGUGGCUCACCUCUCUGCGGCCUCGGAGCCGCGCCGCCCAGUGUCGCCGGGCGGAGUCCGACCCCGCGAGCCCCGCUGGCUGCGCGUGGCGCCGGGGACUCGCGCGGAGCCAUGAUGCUCCUGGCCGGCGAGAUCGGCGAGGCUCCGGCAGCCCCGUGCUGCCCCGAGAGUGGUGACGAGAGGAAGAGCAUGGAGGAGAAAAGUGACAUAAAUGUCGCAGCUUCUGUUGGAAGUGAACAAGUCAGCGAAGGUACAGAUGAUGAUCUUCCUUCUUAUGUGUCUGCGUUCAUAGAAAAGGAAGUUGGAAAUGACCUGAAAUCUUUAAAGAAGCUUGAUAAACUCAUAGAACAAAUGACAGAAAGUAAAGUAAAGUUAGAAGAGGAGGUUCUUACAGUUUCAUCAGAAAUUCCUAAAAGAAUUCAAAGUGCCUUAAAAAAUGCGGAAGAAUCAAAGCAAUCCCUUAAUCAGUUUCUGGAGCAAGAAACCCAUCUCUUCAGUUCUAUCAGUAGCCACUUGCUGACCGCACAGCCCUGGAUGGACGACCUUGGGGCCAUGAUUAGCCAAAUCGAAGAGAUUGAACGGCAUCUUGCCUACCUUAAGUGGAUUUCGCAAAUUGAAGAACUAAGUGAUAACAUUCAGCAAUAUCUGAUGACCAACAAUGUGCCGGAGGCAGCUUCCACCCUGGUGGCCAUGACACAACUUGAUAUCAAGCUUCAGGAAUCGUCCUGUGCACAUCUUCUUGGCUUCAUGAGAGCCACAGUGAAGUUCUGGCACAAGAUUCUCAAGGACAAGCUUACAAGCGACUUUGAGGAGAUUUUAACCCAGCUCCACUGGCCAUUCAUCACACCUCCGCAGUCUCAGGCCGUGGGUGUGAGCCGGCCUGCCAGCAGCCCUGAGCUCUAUGGCAACCUAGAGACGCUGUUCUGUCAGCUGCUGAAACUGCAAACCUCAGAUGAAUUACUCACUGAGCCAGAACAGCUCCCAGAGAAAUACUGUCUCCCCGCGUCCCCUGCCAUCAUCCUGCCCAUACAGGUCAUGCUGACUCCCCUUCAGAAGAGGUUCCGCUACCACUUCCGAGGCAACCGGCAGACCAAUGUCAUAAGCAAGCCCGAAUGGUACCUGGCUCAGGUACUUAUGUGGAUUGGAAACCACACUCAAUUUCUGGAUGAGAAGAUUCAGCCAAUAUUGGACAAAGCAGGCUCUGCAGUAAAUGCGCGGCUGGAAUUUUCCCGGGGCCUGAUGAUGCUGGUUCUUGAGAAGUUGGCUUCGGAUAUUCCUUGUCUGCUGUAUGAUGACAAUCUCUUCUGUCACCUGGUGGACGAGGUGCUCCUGUUUGAAAGGGAGCUCCAUAGUGCUCACGGCUACCCCGGCACUUUCGCCAGCUGCAUGCACAUUCUGUCCGAGGAAACGUGCUUUCAGCGAUGGUUAACUGUGGAGAGAAAAUUUGCUCUUCAAAAAAUGGACUCAAUGCUGUCAUCAGAGGUGGCCUGGGUAUCCCAGUAUAAGGAUAUCACUGAUGUGGAUGAAAUGAAAGUUCCAGAUUGUGCAGAAACUUUUAUGACUCUACUCUUGGUUAUAACUGACAGGUAUAAAAACCUCCCCAUGGCCUCCCGGAAGCUGCAGUUCCUGGAGCUGCAGAAGGACCUGGUGGAUGACUUCAGGAUACGGCUAACGCAGGUGAUGAAGGAGGAGACCCGAGCCCCGCUGGGCUUCCGGUACUGCGCGAUCCUCAAUGCUGUGAACUACAUCCUGGUGGUGCUCGCAGACUGGGCUGACAACGUUUUUUUCCUGCAGCUUCAGCAGGCAGCAUUGGAGGUGCUGGCAGAGAGUAAUACGCUCAGCAAGCUGCAGUUGGGACAGCUGGCCUCCAUGGAGAGCUCCGUCUUCGACGACAUGGUCAGCCUCUUAGAGCGCUUAAAGCAUGACAUGCUGGCCCGGCAAGUAGACCAUGCUUUUAGAGAAGUUAAAGACGCCGCAAAGCUGUAUAAGAAAGAAAGGUGGCUGUCCUUGCCAUCCCAGUCGGAACAGGCCGUGAUGUCGCUUUCCAGCUCGGCUUGCCCGUUCCUGCUCACCUUACGGGACCGUCUGCUGCAGCUGGAGCAGCAGCUGUGCUUCUCCUUGUUUAAAAUGUUCUGGCAGAUGCUGGUGGAGAAGCUGGAUGUGUACCUCUACCAGGAGGUCAUUCUUGCGAAUCACUUCAAUGAAGGCGGAGCGGCCCAGCUGCAGUUUGAUAUGACUCGAAAUCUUUUCCCCUUGUUUUCUCACUAUUGCAAGAGGCCAGAAAAUUAUUUUAAACACGUGAAAGAGGCCUGUGUUGUUCUGAAUCUGAACGUCGGCUCCGCGUUGCUUCUCAAAGACGUGCUGCAGUCAGCUUCAGGUCAGCCUCCCGCCACGGCAGCACUGAAUGAAGUUGGCAUUUACAAACUGGCUCAACGGGACGUUGAGAUUUUGCUUAACUUGAGGACAAACUGGCCUAACACAGGCAGAUAAUUGGCCUUUCAGAAGAAGGUGGUUUUUUUUUUUAAUCAAAAAGGCAGUUGGAUUUCAAGUUGUACGACAGAGCUGUGAAUUAAUGAAACUGGAUAAAUGAAAACUUUACAGAAUCAUUUAUUAGUUUGGAUUGGUGGUGUUACUAAAAUGCCUUCCAGAUUUUCCAAGUCCUCUUGUUCCUAAGAAAAUAAAAAAGUAGAAAUCUCAGAAACUAUGAAAACUCAGAUUCUGUUUACAAAUAUAAUGCUGCGUCUGUGUGUUGAAAAGAAAUACAAGAGCAAAGAUAAAUUAUAUUUAACGUUUAGGCUACUGUGCUAAUUAAAGAACAGUCUGUUAAAGAUAAUCAGACGCAGCCAAUAAAAUAUUUUAAACUAUU